Messenger RNA from Colletotrichum godetiae, 1584 nucleotides. RefSeq names its product short-chain dehydrogenase/ reductase. The coding region runs from base 323 to 1378 and encodes 351 amino acids. NCBI's taxonomy places the organism in Eukaryota, Fungi, Ascomycota, Sordariomycetes, Glomerellales, Glomerellaceae. The transcript has 3 exons. The record is from RefSeq and is a predicted model, not a curated record.
AUGUUCUCCAAGACAUUCAAUCGAUCGUAGUCGAGCCACCGGCACAAGUUCUCACCAACAUCCUCAACAUUACGCAUCGCCAAGAUAGGUCUGAAUAACCGCAGAGCCUACAUGGACUGAUCUGUCAAAUCUGAGAACUUUCCUCGACCUUGGAACGAUUGCUCGUCAUAUUCCGACCACGUCUUGACCAGGUUACUUGCGACUUCAGAAUCCACAGCGGACGACGAGUAGCUCCUCCCCGACACCUUUGCGAUUUCCAGUGCCUAGAUUCUAGGCUCACGCUUCCAAUCAACCUUCUGACCCCCCUUGUUUCCUCGAAAAGAUGGUCGCCCUCUUCGUUUAUGAAAAAGACAUGCGUGAUCCGACUCCGGACAUCCCUUCCCUCGAAGGAAAGGUCAUCUUCGUCACCGGUGGAACAGCAGGCCUAGGCAAAUCCACAAUCCUCACCUUGCUAGCCCACAACCCAUCACACAUCUACUUCUCGGGCCGUUCCCACGCUUCCGCCAAAGCUCUCAUCGAGGCCGCUGCCGCCAUCUCCCCUUCCGCAUCUUCACCCGCAGUCUCCUCCUCGCUGACAACUGCCACCACGGCCUCCUCCCCACCUCCUUUGACCUUUGUCCCCCUGGACCAAACCUCCCUCCCCUCAAUCCGCGCCGCCAUCAAAAAACACUUCACCCACACUCGCCUCGACAUCCUAAUCAACAACGCAGGCAUCAUGGCCGGCGCCCCAGGCCUCUCAGCGGACGGCUAUGAAAUCCAGUUCGCUACGAAUCAUCUCGGUCACGCCAUGAUUGUGCGCGAGCUACUUCCCGUCUUACUACGCACCGCCGAGGGAUCCGGGUCUGGAUCUUCGUCUAGCGGUGGCGGCGGUGGUGAUGCCUCGGCAGACGUACGCAUCAUCAACCUCACGUCCGUCGGGUAUCGAGCCCACCCAAGCGAUGGCAUCUCCUUUGACACGCUGGGUACGCCGCAAGCUGGACCACCGGUGCUGGGACAGUGGAUUCGAUACGGCCAAAGCAAACUCGCAAACAUCCUCUACACCCGCUCCCUCGCCCGCCGCCACCCCACAAUCACAACCCUCGCAAUCCACCCAGGCGUCGUCAACACGGGCCUAGUAACGAACCAAAGCCGCCUCAACCGCCUCCUCGUCUACCUCCCCCAAAAGAUCAUGGGAUCUACGGUCCUGACGCCGGAGCAAGGUUGCUGGAACCAGGUCUGGGCCGCUGCCGCCGCCAAGAAGGCGGAUCUCGUGAAUGGUGGGUUUUAUAUGCCUGUCGGACACCUAGCGGAUGAUAUGCUUGAUGGGAUGGCGACGGACGAUGAGUUGGCUGGGAGGCUUUGGCGGUGGACGGAGGAUGUUCUGAAGAGGGUUGAGUGAGAAAGUUGUAGGAUUGUAUGAGAGUGUUUACAACCUCAUCUUGUAUUGGAUAGUAUCAAUUUCAUUUCCUCAUCUUUCGAUGUAGUCAAAUCUAUGCGGCGAUCAACAUGGCGAAAGAGGCUAAUACAGUCAUUUAAUGCCCAGACAUGUAGUUGGACAGUCUCUUACCCUGCCAGAUGGUCCAAAUCGGUUCCCAGAGAUCGGAA